Molecule: messenger RNA, 3849 nt
Organism: Solea senegalensis (Senegalese sole)
Lineage: Eukaryota; Metazoa; Chordata; Actinopteri; Pleuronectiformes; Soleidae
Gene: shkbp1
Product: SH3KBP1 binding protein 1
Exons: 17
Coding region: 134-2779 (881 amino acids)
Biological process (GO): protein homooligomerization
Molecular function (GO): protein binding
Source: RefSeq, a predicted model, not a curated record
UACUUCCGCUUUACUACUGCUCGACAGGAAGUUAGCUUGAAACCAGGACGGAAACUGGAGUUUAUGGUAAAAAUGUCAACAAUGGACUGAAAUUAAAAGUGUCGUCUUUGGUUUGAAGCCGCACACUCGUGACAUGAUGUCUAACACCGCGAGGAGCGGGGACAUCAUACAUCUAAACGUCGGCGGGAAGAGGUUCAGCACCUCCCGGCAGACUCUGACAUGGGUUCCUGACUCAUUCUUCUCCAGUCUUCUGAGUGGCCGCAUCUCGACUCUGAAGGAUGAAACUGGAGCUAUCUUCAUUGACAGGGAUCCUUCUCUGUUCGCUACCAUCCUCAACUUCCUGCGGACCAAAGAGCUGCAUCCCCGCUCCAUCAACGUGCACAUGCUCAUGCAUGAGGCGGAGUUCUAUGGCAUCACACCACUGGUGCGUAAGCUGCAGUUGUGUGACGAGCUUGAUCGAUCUUCCUGUGGAAACGUGCUGUUUAAUGGCUAUCUGCCUCCUCCAAUUUACCCAGCAAAGCGCAGAAACCGCCACAGUGUGGCCGGGUCACAGUUAAUGGGAGGCCGGGUCGUGCCUGCCGAGAGAGUGCCAGUCAGACGCAGCAACACCAUGCCGCCCAACCUGGGGAAUUCUGGGAUACUGGGCAGGAUGGCCACAGAAGAGAGGUUGCCUGCAGGUCAGUCUUCAGAUUCUGGCAUGGUUCGGAUCAUCUGUGGUCAUCAUAACUGGAUCGCUGUGGCGUAUGCACAGUUUGUUGUCUGCUACAGGGUGAAGGAGUCCACCGGGUGGCAGCAGGUCUUCACCUCUCCUCGCCUGGACUGGGUGAUCGACCGAGUCGCGCUCAAUGCUAAGGUGAUGGGUGGCUCUCUGGGAGAUAAUGACAAGAUGGUGGCUGUCGCCUCAGUGACGGAGAUCAUCCUGUGGUCCAUCUGUCCGGACGGCAAUGGAAAUGAAAUCGGCGUCUUCAGCCUCAAUGUGCCGGUGGAGGCGCUCUUCUUCGUUGGUAACCAGCUGAUUGCCACCAGCCACUCUGGGAAGGUUGGCGUCUGGAACGCUGUCACCAAACACUGGCAGAACCAGGACGUGGUUCCGAUCAGUAGCUACGACACUGCUGGCUCCUUCCUCAUUCUGGGCUGCAACAACGGAUCCAUCUACUACAUCGAUGUUCAGAAGUUUCCUCUAAGAAUGAAAGACAACGACCUGCUGGUGACAGAGUUGUACAGAGACCCGACAGAAGAUGCCAUCACUGCACUCAGCGUCUACCUCACGCCCAAAACCAAUGCCGUGAAAUCAGGUGACAGUGGGAACUGGAUUGAGAUUGCGUACGGGACAAGCUCUGGGACAGUUCGAGUCAUCGUUCAGCAUCCGGAGACGGUCGGCUCGGGGCCUCAGCUCUUCCAGACCUUCUCUGUCCACCGCAGCCCUGUUACCAAGAUCAUGCUGUCGGAGAAACACCUCAUUUCAGUUUGUGCAGACAACAACCACGUACGGACGUGGACAGUGACACGGUUUAGAGGGAUGAUCUCCACCCAGCCUGGAUCCACACCACUCACUUCCUUCAAGAUCCUCAGCCUGGACGACAUCGAUGGACAUGGAGGCUGCAGUGCCGGGACAGAAAUAGGUCCAUAUGGGGAGCGAGACGACCAACAGGUUUUUAUCCAAAGAGUCGUACCAGACACAGAUAAGCUGUACGUCAGGCUGUCGUCCAACGGAAAGAGGGUGUGUGAGGUGCGCUCAGUGGACGGCACCUCCAUCACUUCCUUCAUGGUCCACGAGUGCGAAGGCUCGAGUCGCAUCGGCUCUCGACCAAGACGCUACCUGUUCAGUGGCCACAGCAAUGGCAGCAUCCAGAUGUGGGACCUGACCACUGCAAUGGAGAUCGCCGGCAAGGUCGACAUCAAAGCACUAGGUGGACCAACAGAAGAGGAGUUGCUGGAGCUGCUGGACCAGUGUGACCUGGCUCUCACCAGAACACCUGACAGUACACCGAGAACCUCCACCUGCAGUCUUCACUCUCAGCUCAGUGACGGCUUUCGACCCGAGCACCUUCGCGCUACAGGAGGUCGAGGAGGAGCUUUGGGUUCGGCGGCUUCGCUGUGUGGCAGCCUCCCACGACAGGCCUCAGCCCCUCUACCGCUGGCUAAACCGGUCAGAGACCACGGACUUUCACCGCUAACUGGACCGCAGGCCCUCCCCAGUCCUGGCUCCACCUACACCCACAGCUCCAAUGCCAGCCCCCGCCCUCAGAGACACCCAGACCGGGACAGAGAGUGGGGGUCGGUGCGCAGGGGCAGCUUCGUGGAGCGCUGCCAGGAGCUUGCCAAGGGCUCCGAGGCAGCUGGCAACUCCGCGUUCGGAGCAUUGGGAGGGUCAGAGGGCGCCAGGCGAAGCUUAGCUGUAUGCAGCGAGUUAGAAGCCAGAUUUGGCCUCAGGACACCCACCACUUUCUCUGUGUCGCCAGGUGCUCGUUAUUCCCCUGGAUCAUCCACGUCACUGUCACCAUCUCCUUUAUCUCCUUUAUCUUCGUCAUCCCAUCGCAAAGCUGCGCCUUCCUCCCCCACAAGCCCCGCCCCCGCUGCAGUAAGCCCAACCCGAUCUCAGACCCCCGUCUCUCCUCGCCGUGUCAUCACACCAUCGCCCUCUGAAGCUCCAGCGUCACCAGAGAGCCCUGCGAGUCCAGACAGCACCACCGCCACCGCCCCUGCCCCUGCCCCCGCCCCCGUCGCUGCCGGCCCGCCAACCAGCCCCAAACCACACAUGAAUGAGACCAGCUUCUGACCGUUCAGAGCAGACACUGAGAAACUCACAAAACUCUUAUCAGCAAGUUUUGUUGCUGUGGUUACCUCACACUCAUCAUCAGGUUGGAAAAGUUUCCAAGGAGAAGCUGCACUGAUCAAUGUUUUCACGUCAUCAAUAAGUGUCAUAAGGAGUCAGUGUGACGGUAAAGGGCUAACCCGCAGAUCUACACCUGGCAGAUAUCUACAACACACUGACAGUGAAGUAACUGAAUGAAAUGCACAGACAACUGUGCUGUCUGGACGAUGUGUUUACACUGUGUUCUCAUGUGAAAAAACCUGAGUAAAUGCAACUUGCGACUACUUGCUUUGAGAUAAUGCGAAGAUAAUUAGUUGCAUCUGUGGAUUAACUCUGUUUGUUGUCUCAUGGUAUGAAAGUUUUCUUCACAUUCAGUGUGAGCGCACCAUCUGUGUUUAGGAGGCGGAGCCUGAACACUGAACUAAAUGACAGAUUUUGAGUGAUGUCGAUAAAAAGUCAGUUGACUGUUGUUUAUCUUCAGACAAGUCUUUCUAACAUUUUCUAGCUGCUCCUGACUUAUCUAUAUAACAUUUUUUAUAUAAAAUGUUUGUUUCACUAAACUUUUGUAACGUUUUUACUUUGAACAUGAACCAAACCUGAACGCCUCACUGCCACAGUCAUACUGAUGGAAUUCUGGGAAAAAAAGUGAUCAAAUGUGAUGUUUUCCAACAAAAUAAAACAGUGAAGCAGGAAAAAACAAGGCCAGACAAACACAUACUUGAAAUAAAUGUCAAAUAUGUUUUAAUUUAUAUGCAAAAGUAAAUGCAUAUAAUCUCUAAUCACAAAGUUCAAACUCCAAGUUGAGAUUUCAUGGUUUUUCAUGAAAGAAAAUGUUUUCCACAUUUGUGAUUUGAUAUUUUCACAAAUGUUAUUCAAUUCAAAUUAGAUGAAUGAAUGAAUGAGGGAAAAACAAGCCCGGGAUGACUGAGUUGUAGUGUUGUGAUGCAUAAUUGCAGGAUUUGUUUUCAUUACCCAUUAAUCUGAUGAUCAUUUGUUUGAUUCAUUAAUUCAUUAAACACACUGCUGUAGAUCAA